CUGCACGGCUCCUGCAGCACCUCUCCUGCCACAUCUGCACCCCCGCAGCCCCGGCCGCCCUCCCGAGGCGCAGAGAUGAGCCAGGCCAGGCCUCGCUAUGCCAUCGAACGUCCCGCCUACUCUGUCAGCCUCUUCGACGAGGAGUUUGAGAAGAAAAGCAGAGCUUACCCCGUCGGGGAGAAACUGAGAAACCUUUUCAGAUGUUCAGCUGCCAGGCUCAAGCUCACCCUCUUCUGCCUGUUGCCCAUACUGGAGUGGCUUCCCAAGUACAAAAUCAAGGACUACAUCCUGCCUGAUGUCCUGGGGGGGCUCAGUGCAGGGACAAUCCAAGUGCCACAAGGAAUGGCCUUUGCCCUCCUGGCCAAUCUGCCUCCUGUCAACGGCCUCUACUCCUCCUUCUUCCCCCUGCUCCCCUACUUCUUCCUCGGGGGCAUCCAUCAGAUGGUGCCAGGGACUUUUGCAGUCAUCAGCAUUAUUGUUGGCAACAUCUGCAACGAGCUGGCCCCAGAGUCGGACUUCCAGUACUUCAACCACAGCACCAACGAGAGCAGGGUGAACACCACGGCCCUGGAGGCAGCCAGGCUGGAGAUCUCUGCCACCCUGGCCUGCCUGACAGCCAUCAUUCAGCUGUGCCUGGGCUUCCUGCAGUUUGGCUUCGUGGCCAUCUACCUGUCAGAGUCCUUCAUCAGGGGCUUCAUGACGGCGGCGGGGCUGCAGAUCCUCAUCUCCGUGCUCAAGUACGUCUUCGGCUUGACAGUCCCGUCUUACACCGGGCCCUUAGCUAUCGUCUACACAUUCAUUGACAUUUGUAAAGGUCUGCCCCAAACCAACCUGGCCUCCCUGGUCUAUGCCUUGGUCAGCGCUGUGCUCCUGAUCGUGGUCAAGGAGCUCAACCUGAAGUACAUGAAGAAGAUCCGGAUGCCCAUCCCGAUGGAGAUCAUCAUUGUGAUCGUGGCCACCGCAAUCUCCGGCAGCUUCAACAUGCCCGACAAGUACGGGAUGCCAAUAGUGGGGAAAAUCAGCAUGGGGUUCCCAGAGCCCACCCUGCCCCUGGUGAGCAAGUGGAAGGACAUGGUGGGUACAGCGUUCUCGCUUGCCAUCGUGGGCUACGUGAUCAACCUGGCCAUGGGGAGGACCCUGGCAGCCAAGCAUGGCUACAACGUGGACCCCAACCAGGAAAUGCUGGCCCUGGGCUGCAGCAACUUCUUUGGAUCCUUCUUCAAAAUCCACGUGAUCUGCUGUGCUCUCUCUGUCACCCUCGCCGUGGAUGGGGCAGGAGCGAGAUCCCAAGUGGCAAGUUUCUUUGUGGCUCUGGUGGUCAUGGUGACAAUGCUGUCCCUGGGAAUCUACCUCGAGCCUCUUCCAAAGUCUGUGCUGGGAGCCCUCAUUGCUGUGAACCUGAAAAACUCCCUCAAGCAGCUGGCUGACCCCUUCUACCUGUGGAAGAAGAGCAAGCUGGACUGUCUGGUCUGGCUCGUGAGUUUCUUCUCCGCUUUCUUCCUGAGCCUCCCCUACGGAGUGGCAGUGGGCGUGGGAUUCUCCGUGCUCGUCGUGGUUUUCCACACCCAGUUCCGCAACGGCUCUGCCCUGGGCCAGGUGACUUCCACUGACAUCUACAAGAACCCCAAAACCUACAACAAGGUCCAUGAAGUUAACGGGAUUAAAAUCAUCACCUACUGCUCGCCACUGUAUUUUGCCAACUCAGAGAUAUUCCGGGAGAAAAUCAUAGCCAAGACAGGGGUGGAUCCUGGCAAGGUGUACUUGGCCAGGAGGAAAUUUGUGAAACAGCAGGGGAAGGGCACAGCACAAGCACCAGCAAAGCUCCCAAAAUUCCUCCUGAAGGAGAACAAGACCUUGUCUUUGCAAGAGCUCCAGAAGGACUUUGAGGGCACCUCUCCAACAGACACCAACAACAACCAGACCACUGCCAACGGUGCCAGCAUCUCCUACGUCACAUUCUGCCCUCCUGCCCCCGGGGCUGGGCCAGGACAGAGCCCUGGGCAGCUGGGCAGCAGCACCACCCUGCAGGGCAGCACCCUCAGCGUGCUGCCCACGGCAGACACCGACCCUGUGCUGACAGCGCCGCCCCACAUCAGCUUCCACACCAUCAUCCUGGACAUGAGCGGGGUGUGCUUUGUGGACCUGAUGGGCACAAAGGCUCUGAGCAAGUUGUGUUCCAGUUACCAGAAGAUUGGGAUCAAAGUGUUCUUGGCAAACGUGCAUGCCCAGGUGUACGAUGACAUCAGCACAGGGGGAGUCUUUGAGGAAGGAGGCCUGGACCCAAGUCACAUCUUCCUGACCAUCCACGAUGCUGUUUUGUUUGCACUGGCCAGUAUCAGAGAAUUUGUCCACCCACCCAUCUUGGAAGAGAGGCCGACCCAGACAGAGCUCUCCAUCUAUGAUGAGUCUGUGGACGAGGGCAGUGCAGAAUACAAGAACCUGGAGGAGGAGAUGUUUGGGAGCAUGUUCCACUCAGAGACACAGACAGCUCUGUGAGCACAGCAAGCACUGGGCAAACCCUCCAGAGGAGACUCCUCUCUCCCACCCCUCUGUGGAGAGCUGUGCUUCUACCUGGGGAUACAACAGGUUUGCAACGAGGCCAUCGCCCUCCAGACCUGCCAGAUCCUCCCUCCUCCCUGCUCUGCUCGUGGCAAACCCUCCAGAAGAGAAUCCUCCAGACCCUCCAGAGGAGACUCCUCCAGACCCUCCAGAGGAGACUCCUCCAGACACUCCAGAGGAGAAUCCUUCAGACCCUCCAGAGGAGACUCCUCUCUCCCACCCUUCCAUGGAGAACUGUGCUUCUGCCUGGGGAUGGAACAGGUUUGCAACGAGGCCAUCACCCUCCAGACCUGCCAAAUCCUCCCUGCUCUGCCCGUGGCACUCAGAGCAGAGGACUCUGGAGCAGGCAGAGCCAGCUGGGGCAGCAGGAGCUCAGGAGAUGCCAUCUCAUGGAUUCUCAGCUGGAGGCAGGUGCCUGAGCUCAGGGGACAUUCAGCCACCCCUUUGUCCCUCACCAUCCUCCUGCCCACCUGGAAUUGCAUCCCCUGGUCCUGCUCCUUGCCUUUCCCUCUUCCCUGUUUCCCCCAGCCAGUGAAACACAAGCAAACACUGGAAGCUUUCAGGAGGGGUGGCAGGGCAGCUGUGCCAGCUGCUGCUGCUCUCUGAUGUGCACUGACCCCGGGGGGGCUGGCACUGCCACCCCCCGAAUUUCCCUGUGUGUCUCUGCAGCCUCUGCCUCUCCUCCUCUGUGUCCCAGCAGCCCAAAAAACACUGCCUCAGACCUGUGCUGUGUUUCUGGCACCCCGAAGACCUCAGGACUUUCUCAGCAGAGCUAAAUUCUGAAAUACAUAUAUUUUUUUCAUACUAAUAGGAGAGGUUUGUACUCAGAAAUAAGAAUUAUGUGCAUGCUGUCCUGCCUGCCCAGUGGGUUGAGUACAUGAAAACAGAGUCUAUUUUAAAAAGCUAAAUUUUCUAUUUUAACACUCUAAAAUAUUACAAAUACAGGCAAGAUUUACUGUCUGGUUUUGAAGCACACAGACAUUAUUGAGCUGAUGGCUGAAGGCUUCCUGGACCUUUCCUGCAGCUCCCAGAUGUCUCAUUUUUAAGGAAAAUAGAGUUUCCUGCACCAUCCUUGCUAGACAGUCACUGAAGGAAACAACAGCAGCAGCCUGCCAGUUUGGUUUUAUGUAACAUCUCAAUAACCAAGCCACCAUUUCUCUACCUCAAUUUCUGAUGAUGUGGUGCAGGAGAGUAAUAAAACCAAAGGAGGGCAGAAAACCCCACUAGCUGAUGGUUAUUACUUAUUUUAAUCUUAGACAACAGUGGUUUCUCCAGAAAUCUCCAUGUAUAGCUUGUUUUACGAGGUAAAAGCAAGAGAUUGAGUCUCUUAAAUUAUCUUUGAGGGUGAUUCCUCAUGGCCUUUUGUACUGCCUGAGAGCUCCUUUUAAAAGUGCUAAUUUGGAAAGAAAGGCAAUGAAGAAAUCGGUGCAGAGCAACAGGAAACUGUCCUGAUCAAUAUUUUUGGGUCUCUGAGGUGGCAUCCCAUGGAAAGAGGGAAGUUCCAGUUCCCAGCUCUACAUCCAAGAUUCCUUACAGGAGGUUGAUUUCCCAGCCUGGGCUCGGACAGGCCAAAUGCAGGAAUCCUCAGAGCAGAGGCAAAAACCAGAUUGUAUUUCCUGAACUUCCUGCAAGAAAUGGAAUGGGAUGUCACGAGAAAUGGCUCAGAAAGAGCAGAGGUGGCUCUCCUGCAAAUCAUGACCCAGGCAGAAGGAAAUCCCAUUUCUGUGGGCAAAUUCUGGGUCAGUUCUGGCAAUAAAUGUAACAGCAGCAGGUAAAUGGCACUGCUGGAGGCACAAUGUGGCCAAAGUCAUAAUUCCCAAGUGCCUGGGCAGAGAAUCAGGGGAGCUCAAAGUCACGCUGGUGAAAUAGUUUCACUUCCAGUAAAAUAUUCCUUUUAUUGCUCUUAAGUAACAGUAAGGAUGAUGUGUUUUGGCUCUGAAGCCUUACUUGGUAAAUGCAUGAUGUGUAACCAGCUCAGAAAUGUUUGUAAUUUAUUUAAUUUAAAGUCGGUUUCGUUCUUCUUUCUUUUUUUUUUUUUUUCCUUUUUUGAUAAUAAAGAAUGUGUGAACAAUCA
Molecule: messenger RNA, 4633 nt
Organism: Haemorhous mexicanus (house finch)
Lineage: Eukaryota; Metazoa; Chordata; Aves; Passeriformes; Fringillidae
Gene: SLC26A9
Product: solute carrier family 26 member 9
Exons: 21
Coding region: 76-2496 (806 amino acids)
Biological process (GO): transmembrane transport
Cellular component (GO): membrane
Molecular function (GO): sulfate transmembrane transporter activity; chloride transmembrane transporter activity; bicarbonate transmembrane transporter activity
Source: RefSeq, a predicted model, not a curated record